CAGUUACUCACUUCGGAUUACCCCUGCUCUUGAAAAAAUGAAGAUAAGGCCUAAUUAGUUACGUUUUUGUUGUUGUUUUUUUACUUUUCGGACGACGCAAUUGAUAUAAAAAAGAAGUAAACAUAAAUAUGUAGCCAUUAAUGAGCUGACAUCGGUCCUUUACCCCACCAAAAAUAAAGAUGAGGCCAUGUCCUUGUUAUCGACCGUGAAAACUGUACCAGAACUUCUAGGAAUGGCUUAAGGCCUGCUGUGUCUUCGACUUGGACAGAAGGCAGUUGUAGAUAUUAUUUGUUUCCAAGCGUUAUAUUUUAUUUCUGGAAAUUGGAAAUCUUUUGACUGGCCAGAAGAGACGACUAGAACAAGAUGGCAUCGACCACGGGUCAUCUAGCUCUAGCCAGAUUACUGAACUUCUCUAUCUACGAUCAUCUAUCAUCUUCAGAAGAACACCAGGCUUCCAGUGUACAACACCUUCCGAGGGACGUGCGUCAGUUGAACGCGUCCAUUCAGAGAUUCGGGUUACCCCCCUUUCGGUCAAUGUUAUAUGUUACUCCUACAAAUGAUUCAUUCUCUCAUUCUCCUACCGUUUCGAAUAUUGUGGAUAUCUAUCCUGAAAGUAACUACUCCUGGUUUUCAAAUACGACAGAGUUUAGUUUCGAAACGACUGGCUCCAGAGGCGUGUCCCUGUAUUCUUUAUCAGAAGUUAUCCUUAUCGCUAUUGUAGCUGGGGCUUUAAGUCUUGGAACUGUAGUAGGAAAUAUAAUGGUUAUGAUUUCUUUCAAGAUGGACAAACAACUUCAAACCAUCAGUAACUAUUUUCUACUUAGUCUUGCGAUUGCAGAUCUGUGGAUCGGUCUCAUUUCUAUGCCAUUAUUCACUAUGUAUACAUUACUAGGCUUUUGGCCGCUAGGACCAAUGAUUUGUGAUACUUGGCUAGCUUUUGACUACCUGAACAGCAACGCAUCUGUUCUCAAUUUGCUCAUCAUUAGUUUUGAUAGAUACUUCUCUGUCACACGACCUCUGACCUACCGAGCAAGAAGAACCACCAAGCGUGCGGCUUUUAUGAUUGCAUGUGCUUGGGUUAUAUCCCUUGUGUUAUGGCCACCUUGGAUUUAUUCAUGGCCAUAUAUUGAAGGACAGAGAAAAGUGGCUGAAGGUGAGUGUUUCAUUCAGUUUCUUGAAACCAAUCUCUACGUGACCUUUGGUACAGCUAUUGCGGCCUUUUAUCUUCCUGUAACAGUAAUGUGUAUUCUUUACUGGAGAAUCUGGCGGGAAACAGAACAGCGCAAAAAGGAUUUAACUCAUCUUCAAGCAGGAAAGAAGGAUGACAGCAAGAAGUCGUCCUCCAGCGACGAACAAGGAGAAGGCGAUGAAUGUCAAAGAGCACGUAGCGACUCGUGCAUAGCGGAUAAGACUACUUAUGUUCCCACUUCAUUCUGUGUCGAUCCACCAAAACAACCUCCGAUUCAAGAAAAAUCUCGUCCACAGAAAGUAAAAGAAGCAUUUAUGACUUGCUGCAAGAUCGACCGAGACGCAGAUGGCCAAGAUGAUGACAGCACUAGUCACGGAUCUCCGGGAGCUGUUACACCGGCUUCCGCUGAAACUCCAAUUCAAUCUUCACGAACUACAUCAAUGACUUUCCAGGCCUGUCAACGGCGGGAAACAGAUAUACCACUUACUGAUCGGAAUGGUCCAAGGAGACCCGAAAGCAUGGUUGGUUCAUCUACUCAUCCAUCAUCCUCUUGCUCCUUUUCAUCAGAUGCCAUCUAUACCAUCCUCAUCCGUCUCCCUACCCAGCCUUCCAUAGAAGGAGAAGGGGAGUCUCAAGCUUCCAUUAAGAUGAUUCUAGAAGAAGACGAGGUAGAGGCAGAAACUAGCAUGCAACUAGUUCGUGCCUCAGGAAGUUUGGGAGCUCUAGCUGUCCAACGUCCAACUAACCUAAAAGUUGAAGUUCAAUUCACUCCGUACUUCGGAGUCAGCACUAGAGACAAUCCGCUUACCGUUGAACACCAAACUUAUUCACAAACAAGUUGCAAAGCACCGUGCACCCAAGAAAAAGCGAAAACAUCAAGAGCGAAAACAAGAGAAGAAAGCAGCCAAAACUUUAAGUGCUAUUUUAUUGGCUUUUAUUGUAACAUGGACACCUUACAAUGUGUUAGUUUUAGUAAAAACUCUGUCGCCAUGUGCCGAUGAUGGCUGUAUUCCAGAAGGCUUAUGGAACUUUGCUUAUUAUUUAUGCUAUAUUAACAGCACAAUAAAUCCACUGUGUUACGCCCUCUGUA
Molecule: messenger RNA, 2279 nt
Organism: Limulus polyphemus (Atlantic horseshoe crab)
Lineage: Eukaryota; Metazoa; Arthropoda; Merostomata; Xiphosura; Limulidae
Product: muscarinic acetylcholine receptor DM1-like
Exons: 2
Coding region: 364-2190 (608 amino acids)
Biological process (GO): G protein-coupled receptor signaling pathway, coupled to cyclic nucleotide second messenger; chemical synaptic transmission; adenylate cyclase-inhibiting G protein-coupled acetylcholine receptor signaling pathway
Cellular component (GO): plasma membrane; synapse; dendrite
Molecular function (GO): G protein-coupled acetylcholine receptor activity; G protein-coupled serotonin receptor activity
Source: RefSeq, a predicted model, not a curated record